GGCUGGGGUCGGGAGAUCUCAGAACAGCGCUGGGUUGGUUGUGUGGGGAUUGAGAAGGGAACGUUGUUGCUCUGGAUUCUUGCCCCCUCAAGCAUGGAGAAGUUUCACGAGAAGGUGACCUACGGUCCGGAAAGCAUGGGCGACGCGUCAAGCGCUCGGGACGAGUCGGUUUUGGCGAAGGUUGUGAACAAGGAGACCAUGGAGAAAGUUGACCCAACGCAAAAGCCACCGUACUCUUAUGUUGCUCUCAUCGCCAUGGCUAUCAAGGAGAGCCAAGAGAAGAGGCUGACUCUGAAUGGCAUCUACCAGUACAUAGUGGCCAAGUUCCCUUACUAUGAAAGAAACAAGAAGGGCUGGCAAAAUAGCAUCAGGCACAACCUUAGUCUGAACGAGUGUUUUGUAAAAGUUCCCAGAGAGGGUGGAGGAGAGAGGAAGGGGAACUAUUGGACUUUGGAUCCAGCUUUCGAAGAUAUGUUUGACAAGGGAAACUACCGGAGGAGAAGGCGGGUUAAGAGGCCGUAUAGACCAUCCUCGUCUCCCUUUCUGCCCGGAAAACACUGCGUGAAUUACUCGGACCCGUUUUAUUACCAGACUCCCAAGUACCUACAGUCUCCCUUCGGGGCAGGUUCGUGGCCGAUGGGACAAGGCGGGUCAAACGCAUCCGUAAGCUAUCGGCAGCCCUGCCAGGCGGCCAACGGCAACAUCAGCCCGGUGCAGAUUAAUGGACUCGCCUCGACCUACAGCGCAUACCCCCGCAUGCAGAGCUUGCCUCUAGUGCCGGCUGCCACCACCACCUACAACGGCAUGAACCAGCAGAUGAGCCCGGGAGCUCACCCAGCGAGCGGCGGCUAUCAGCUAUCAUGCGCCCGGCAAACCGAGAUGCCCGUUAUGCACUGUUCCUAUUGGGAAUAUGGACCAAUGGCCAGCAGAAUGGAUAUAUAACCUCCCAAGGCUGUAAAAGUACUGGCGGUGGUAAGACAUUUUCCUUCAGUGCCAAAAAAAACUUGAAUUAUUUUCCUGGUUUUCAAGCAUUGUUGCAAAUGUUGGGGGAGAAAUGUUUUCAAUGGACCCAACAUCCCAACCAAGACUAUUAUUUAAGCCGAGGCAAACACUUGAGCCUGGGUUGUAACAGAUUUUGGGACCAAAUGGAAGCCGAAAUCGUGUCCCGGACUAUUAAAACUUUGUUCUUUGAAAUUGUUACAGGGUUUAUUUGUUGUAGCAGUGCCUAAAAUGGUUGGUGUUUUCAUGUUCUUUAAUUUGCGAUUCAACGCGUUCUAUGUUUAGUAAAUCCAAAUGUUGUACAAAAAACAUUUGUUUUUUUGUUUGUUUGAAGAAAAUGAUCCAAUGUUUAAAAUAGUUAUCGAAGUUCGAACGAAUGAAGGUUUUGGACCAAUCUCAAGUGUCGUCAAGUCUGCACUUUUGUAUAUAUUUUUGUUAAAAUAAAUGUUCUCUGCGAA
Messenger RNA from Amblyraja radiata (thorny skate), 1457 nucleotides. RefSeq names its product forkhead box L2-like (gene foxl2l). Gene Ontology annotation, biological process: anatomical structure morphogenesis; regulation of transcription by RNA polymerase II; cell differentiation. Bases 94 to 942 code for a protein of 282 amino acids. The record is from RefSeq and is a predicted model, not a curated record. Gene Ontology annotation, molecular function: DNA-binding transcription factor activity, RNA polymerase II-specific; RNA polymerase II cis-regulatory region sequence-specific DNA binding. The transcript has a single exon. NCBI's taxonomy places the organism in Eukaryota, Metazoa, Chordata, Chondrichthyes, Rajiformes, Rajidae.